Phycodurus eques (leafy seadragon) is the source of this 1741-nucleotide messenger RNA. Its product is annotated as LIM domain transcription factor LMO4-B-like. NCBI's taxonomy places the organism in Eukaryota, Metazoa, Chordata, Actinopteri, Syngnathiformes, Syngnathidae. Bases 369 to 848 code for a protein of 159 amino acids. The transcript has 5 exons. The record is from RefSeq and is a predicted model, not a curated record.
GCAAUUUGAUGAAUCGUGUCGUCGCUGUCAUUAAGCCUCAGAAACAGCGCGGGGCGUGCAAUCGGACGGACAGCUGGGAAGAGCGAGUGGCAAGUCUAGGAAGGAGCGGCGUGUCUCCCUCCUCGCGUUUUUUAAGUCGUUCUUUCUUUAUCCGAGACUUUCCUGCAACUAUUUGGCGUCCGCGCGCCAUCCCGGCCUGGGCUUCGGCGCUAUGGAUCCGCAAAACGGCGUGCCUCAAUCCGCUUCCACGGUCGUAAACUCACACAUUUUUUGGUGAGCUCUUGUUUUCCGCCGUGUUUUGACUUCAACGCAGUGGGGGGGGGGGGGACCUUUGGCUCGACAAGGAGCCACUGAGGGUCCACAUCAGUAUGGUGAACAGCCAAGCGUCAGGCAUUGCGCCGGCCCCGAGGUCAUGUGCAGGAUGUGGGGGGAAGAUCGCCGACCGUUUCCUGCUCUUCUCCAUGGAGUGUUAUUGGCACACUCGCUGCCUCAAGUGCUCCUGCUGCCAAGCCCAGCUGGGCGACAUCGGCACCACCUGCUACAGCAAAGGAGGCAUGAUUCUGUGUCGCAGCGACUACAUCAGGCUGUUUGGGCACAGUGGGGCGUGCAAUGCCUGUGGCCAGUCCAUCCCAGCCAAUGAGAUGGUGAUGAGGGCACAGGGAAAUGUUUACCACCUCAAGUGUUUCAGCUGUGCCACGUGCAGGAACAGACUGAUGCCUGGAGAUCGCUUCCACUACAUGAACGGUACCAUUUUCUGUGAGCACGACAGACCUGGUGCUGCCCUGCUCAGCAGCCACCUGCCACAGCUUCAGAGUAACUCUGUGCUGACGGAUCAGAAGGUAUGCUGAGUGGAGUGUCUGCCGAAGCUUUAAUUCGUCUCCCCUGCUACUGUUGCUAUUGCUGUGAAUCCUGUUCACCACCGACGUCCCUUCCCCGAAAGGGCAGCUCUCUUGCAGAGAAAUCUCGUCCCGUCGUCAUAUCACAGAAUCCCAGCCCUCUCAUCCGAUGUCACAUUUAUGUUGUGUCCCGCAGUGGUGUCGCCCGGGAUUUUGGGUCCUAUUAAAAAAAAAAUAUAUAUAUAUAUAUAUAUAUAUAUAUAUAUAUAUAUAUAUCACUUCAAGGCCCUACCACAAUGCCACAUAUUGAAAAUACCAUUUUCUAAGGAACUGGUCAAUAAUGGGCCCUCAUCACUUUUCUCCUCUAUGGGGCCCCUGGUGUUCAGUACAAAAGUGGCAGAUGCUUACAUUCCGUGUGGACUGCACUAGCAGAGACUCCCCUGGACUCUCGAGUAAUCCAGAAGAUAACAAUCGUCAUCAAUCAGAGGAUGGAGUGAAAGAGGCUUGAAUGAGAGUUUGAUGGACUGCUGUAAAAUGACUGUCAACGUCUUGUGCCAAGUGGCAUUAUUUUCCCUUACCGUCAGUGUUUUGAGUGAACUCUGAUCUGUCUCUUUUAUAUGUCUAUCUCAGACCUUGUACUCCAGGUGUUGAAUUGUAAAAUUAGAUGGGUGUCAGGCAAAAAGUGUAUAUUUCAGUCCUGAGAAAUCCAUUAAUUCCCCAAAAAACUGCUGUUUCAAAAUAAAUGCUACAAACUUUUUAAGCACUAUUGAAAAUAGGAACUUGUCAUUGUCAAUGCCUGUAAUUUCCAUAAUGAAUUGUAUUCUUCAUCAGUUUCCUGUUCAAUGUGUGGAAGCAAGUAAUGGUUUUAUUGAGAAAAAUCCAAUUAAAAUGAUUUUCCAGUAUGA